AUGUCGACCUAUCUUGGCUCGGUAUCUAGCCUUCUUUGUGAGUUCAACGAAUUGCUUCCUCCCGUUGCCACUCCAAAUGCAGAACUUGACAAUCGUAAUAAGUUUUUCAUGUCCUUAGCUCUAUACGGUUUGCCCCCAGAAUAUUCUUAUGUUCUUGAUCAAAUCUUGGGGAGUCUCAUAGAAGCUACUAUGGAUAUGGCCCAAAGUUCUGUGUCUCCUUCAUCCACUUUUGCUCUGCCGUUUGCUCCGGAUCCACAUCCAUCACCUUCCUAUGACGAUUUCCUGAAAUGGUAUGACGAUCUUCAGGCCUCCAGUUCCACUGCUGCUGUUGCACACACUGGUAAUUCCUUCGUUGGUCUCUCUCACUCUUCAGGUCCUUGGGUCCUUGACUCUGGGGCCACUGAUCACAUCACUGGUAAUAAAUCCCUUUUUUCUUCUCUUUCUACUUCUGGUUAUUUACCUUCUGUUAUCAUGGAAAAUGGCUCUCAAACUCAGUCUCAAGGUGUUGGUGUUGUUCAUCCUCUUCCUUCUCUUUCUAUUAACAAUGACCAGAGUACGGGAAGGACGAUUGGCUCUAGAUGUGAGUCCCAUGGCCUCUAUCAGCUCAACAAGUCCUCUCUUAUUGGUUCAGCAGCAACGUUUCCACUUCUGAUUCAUGUGGACGCAGUUCAUGUUAGUGGCUCAAGAGAACAACGUUGUUGUUUUAAUAGUUGUGGUGGUGAUCCCAAAACAACACCUAGGGUGGGUGAGGAGUACCAGGCUGAACUUCCAUCUUUAAUGUCUAAGUCUGACUAUUGUUGGUCUCAAAACAACUCACAUGAUGCAAGAAGCUGCACCUCCAAUGAAGGGCGAAUCGGCUUACCAAUUCCUCUGUUUUGGACCAAAGAUGAAAAAGAGGAUAAUCAGCAUGAUCAACUUCAACAUGCAUGCACGUCAAAUGAUGUUGUCGGUGGAAGUACGUCGGUCAAUGAAACGCAUUUGGGAGCAUUGGAAAAUUCCAACGUUCCACAAGAAGCAAACGCUGAGGUGCAUGAGGAAAAUAAACGGAAACGGUACUAUCUAGCUCCCGGUUCUUCAAGUGACACUUGGACUGAAAAAGAAGAGGCCAGUUUUACUCUUGGUUUGUAUAUAUUUGGGAAGGUCUUUGAUAAACUGAAAACAUUCAUUGGCAAUAAAACAAUGGGGGAUAUAAUGGCAUUUUACUAUGGGAAAUUUUAUAAGUCUGGGAGAUAUCUUCGAUGGCAUGAAUGUAAGAAGAAAAUGAGAAGUAAAAAGUGCAUUUAUGGGCAAAAAAUUUUCGCAGGACCAAGACAACAGGAGCUUUUAUCUCGUUUGCUACCCAACGUGUCAGAGGAAUGCGCGCGAAAACUACUGAAGGUGUCCAUGACAUUUGUGGAGGGGAAAAUCUCUCUAGAAGAUUAUGUUUUAACUUUGAAGGCUGAAGUUGGGCUCGAUGCUCUUGUUGAGGCAGUUGGAGUUGGUACUGAAAAAGAUCUUACAGGUUUCCCUGCUGAUUCUGUGAAGUCCACUCAUGCACAUCCAAGUCGCUCUGAUGGCAAGAAUUAUGCCAAGCUUACACCUGCUGAAAUAAUAAAAUUUCUAACAGGCAAUUUCAGAGUGAGUAAAGCUCGAUCUCAUGAUCUCUUCUGGGAAGCUGUUUGGCCUCGUUUGCUUGCAAAAGGUUGGCAUUCUGAGCAGCCAGGUAGUCGUAAUACUUAUGCUGUUUCUAAUAAGCUGCCUCUACUCUUCUUUGUCCCUGAAGUUCAAAAUUUUUCAAGGAAACUAGUGAAGGGCUAUCACUAUUUUGAUUCUAUUAGUGAUGUCCUGCACAAAGUGGUUUCAUUUCCUGAGCUAAUUGAGAUUGAGACAGUAGCAAAUAAUGGCAACACAAGCAAGGAAGGAAAUGUGAGUACAGAAGAAGCAAAUUUGAACCAAGAAUGUUCCCCGGCUCAGCAGUGCCAUGGCCAUCUCAAGCUGCAAGCUCCAGAUUUCAAUACAGGUCUGAAGGAGUUCACUGUUGUGGACACAAGUUUGGGUAGUGAAAGGGUGAGAGAACUGAGAAGGUUGCCAGAGAGAGUAUUGAAGGCUUCUACUUUUGAAGAUGGUUCUCACAAAGAGAAUAAUUCAAAGGACAAAGCAAAGGAAUCUGGCUUUGCUGAUCGAUUGUGCUUGGGUAAGGGUAAGGCUAAAGUCCCCAUCGAAUUCCCCGUUGAUGAGGAAGACCAUUCUUACAUCAAUGUUACAGAAAAUAAUCCUUCAAAGGACGUGUUUUCAAUAAGAGGCAUUAUUUCUAGUUCUACUAAUCCAUCUCCUGUCUCCAAGGCCCAGAAGACAGACAUGUUGAGUAACAUUCAGAGAAGAGAUGCUAUGAAGCUCCAACCAUUACAGAAUGUGGCACCUGAUGGCAAAAAUGCUGUAGUUCCUCCUCUUACUAAAAGAAGGAGGAAAUCAAACACCCCUUGUCGUGCAGAGGGGAAUUUCUACAAUGCUAAACUCUUCAUUGUUCCAGAAGAGAGACAAGAGGUGGCAAGUCUCAGUGCUGACAAUUCAAAACCAAUUGAGAAUGCGGCUGCUAGCAACUUUGUGCCUCCCAGAGUGAACCAAGAGAAAGCCAAUUACAGCCUUUUGACUCCAAAAUCCAGUGAGAAUGCUGUUCCUCAGCAACCUCCAACUGAGGAGAAAAAAUUGCGAGCUCUUCUUCCACCCGAUGAGAACAAGACAUUAGCAAAUUCUCCUUCAAUUCCCAGCAGAGAAGUGGUUCUUUCUAAUAGCUCUUCUGGUAUUAAAGAUCAAUAUGUGAUACCCAAGCCAAGGCUCAUGAUUGACCUUAACAUACCUGUUUCAAUGGAAGAUGAAAAUGAUGAACCUUGUGUAAAUGAAGUGGCUGAGAGGCAGCAAAACAAUGCAGAAAAUGAAUCAGAUGAUUCUAGUGUUGAAACAAUCUCUGAAGAUUUGAAUCAACCUGAGCCUCAGCCUGACGUGAACACUAGGAGGAAGAGCACAAGAACCCCAACACCAACACUAAGGUGGCUGGAAUCUAUAGCCUCAGAAGAUCAUCUAGAGAAAAAGGAGAAGCGGAAGGUAAGGGAGGCCUUGAAACCUCUCCGAUGCACGCGUCCUAAACUGGAUGGAGAGACUUCUGGUAAAGAUGAGGCAAAUUUCGGAAAUGUGGAAAGAGCAAAUGAUGCAGGUGGCGGCAGUGGCAGUGAUAACAAUGGUAAUUGA
This is a messenger RNA of Abrus precatorius (Indian licorice), 3225 nucleotides long. RefSeq lists its product as uncharacterized. The coding region runs from base 1 to 3225 and encodes 1074 amino acids. The record is from RefSeq and is a predicted model, not a curated record. The transcript is spliced from 5 exons. NCBI's taxonomy places the organism in Eukaryota, Viridiplantae, Streptophyta, Magnoliopsida, Fabales, Fabaceae. Gene Ontology annotation, molecular function: transcription corepressor activity. Gene Ontology annotation, cellular component: nucleus.